AGGGUAAACGCCAUAUAUUAGCGUCACAACGUAACGGAUAUAAGCGCUAUAUAAGAAGCCAUGCAUUAUUAUUACUCUAAUUCAUUUUGUAUAAAUGUUUCCACAUUCAGAAUCGGCGCCUCAAGUCGACAUCAGGCUAGCAGAUGGCAGCGGAGCCCAUGAAGGGCAAGUCGAGUUCUUCGUCAAUGGCGAUUGGCGCAAAACCUGUGGUGAAGAAUGGACAUUAGAGGAAGCAGACGUAUUCUGUCGUUCACUUGGAUAUGUUAGAGCCUUCGCUCUUCUGCAGGACGGCAGUGCGUUUGUCAGCAGUGGAAAUACAUCACUCUUCUUUGACGAUCUACAAUGUACUGGAUUUGAAGAUAAUGUUACCGAAUGCCGAAUGUUUCGAUAUAAGGAAAGGACCUGCGAUUCUACGUACGGUGCCACAUCAAUAUCAUGUGAAACAGACUUGCAAAUCUAUCUCCGUCUCGUCGGAGGGCGAGAUUCCUACGAAGGUCGCGUCGAAAUCUUCUACGAUGGAUCAUGGGGGUCGAUUUGUGCCGAAAAGCCUUGGAGUAUUGCCACUGCUACUGUUGUGUGCCGCAUGGUUGGAUUCGACGCCGAAGACCUUGUCGCUUUUUACGAUGACAAUCGCUUCGGUGACCUGGCCGAAGAGGUUCGCUUCGACGAGCUUGACUGCGACAAUGUAGAGAGUAUCAUUUCUAUCAAGUCAUGUCGCCUACUUAAGUACGGAACUGGUUACUGUGACAGUGGAUACGCCAGCGUUCAGUGUGACCAACCUCUAAUAACUUCAACUGAUGAGGGAACAAGGACUUCUCGCAUGUCCAUGUCCUCGGCCUACCAGGGAACUACGACGACACACGCCGCUACUAAUGAAGCAGUGUCUACAAUUUCCACCGUCCCAGAAACCACACCAACAGUUUUCAUGACUGAUGAAGCGUCCACUGCAAACGAAGAUGAAGACCAAACAACACAUAUAAGUACGACUAUCACUUAUGAAGCAGUGUCUACAAUUUCCACCACCCCAGAAACCACACCAACAGUUUUCAUGACUGAUGAAGCGUCCACUGCAAACGUAGAUGAAGACCAAACAACACGAAGAAGCACGACUAUCACUUAUGAAGCAGUGUCUACAAUUUCCACCACCCCAGAAACCACACCAACAGUUUUCAUGACUGAUGAAGCGUCCACUGCAAACGUAGAUGAAGACCAAACAACACGAAGAAGCACGACUAUCACUUAUGAAGCAGUGUCUACAAUUUUCACCACCCCAGAAACCACACCAACAGUUUUCAUGACUGAUGAAGCGUCCACUGCAAUCGUAGAUGAAUACCAAACCACUCGAAGAAGCGCGACUAUAACUACAGCCAAUACAGCAACAACUGAUCAAGAAAGCCAGUCGACGCUGGAGCCUGGGAACACGGAUGCUUUCACCUCGGUGCUCCCUAGUGCCCCGGCUGCUCUCGAUUUCACCACAGCCUUAACAACAACAACUCACGUGGAGACCAACACUCCAACAAACUCACCUAUCAGUGAACCAACCAGUGGUGUGCCAACCCUAUUGCUAACAACGCUUGUCACCACAGAACAGCAAAAUUACGCGACUGAUUCCCACGACGUCAUCACAACUACCAAAAUGGAAGGGUCAUCGGUCAAUCCAAGUACACCGAAUAAGGAGUCUCUGUCCACCAUCGAAACUGAGACAACCCCGGUCAGUACCACCGAAUCGCUUACAACCAUCUCUCAUGAAGCAGUGACAUUACAAACGAGUCCGCAAACUACACCGGAAACUACACCAAACACCAGCAAUGCAACGUUACUUUACACCUCUCCUGUGUCCACUACUACGGGGGCAUCAUUGACCACCGAAGUGCUUGAGGUAGAGACCAUAAUGAUGACGAUUUCUACGACAUCUACUGAUACGACUGAUGAUUCACUGACGUUGACAUCGAGUUCUAUGGAAAAUGAGACCGAUCUUUACUUCGCCGAGACUACGACACCUGGCAUCAAAGGCGAUAGAUUAACCACCAUAGCACGAAAAUAA
This is a messenger RNA of Strongylocentrotus purpuratus (purple sea urchin), 2044 nucleotides long. Its product is annotated as mucin-5AC-like. The record is from RefSeq and is a predicted model, not a curated record. Lineage: Eukaryota; Metazoa; Echinodermata; Echinoidea; Camarodonta; Strongylocentrotidae. Bases 95 to 2044 code for a protein of 649 amino acids. The transcript is spliced from 5 exons. Gene Ontology annotation, cellular component: membrane.